CUGGGUGUCGGGGGUUGAACGGCCGGCGCGGCAGCCGCGGCUGUCAGGAGGCGGAGGGACAUAGACGUAGUGACGGGAGAGUGACGAGUCCUUCCUUUUCCGGUCGGGGCGCGGCGCAGGCGGGCGGCCGCACGAGCAGCUCCGCCGCCAUGGCUUGCGCUCGGCCGCUGAUCUCCGUGUACUCCGAGAAGGGGGAGGCGUCGGGCAAGAACGUGACGCUGCCCGCGGUGUUCAAGGCGCCCAUCCGGCCCGACGUGGUGAACUUCGUGCACACCAACCUGCGCAAGAACAACCGGCAGCCCUACGCCGUCAGCGAGCUCGCGGGUCACCAGACCAGUGCUGAAUCAUGGGGUACUGGGAGAGCUGUUGCCCGAAUCCCGCGUGUCCGGGGUGGUGGCACUCACCGCUCUGGCCAGGGUGCCUUUGGCAAUAUGUGUCGUGGCGGCCGCAUGUUCGCCCCGACCAAGACCUGGCGGCGCUGGCACCGCAGGGUGAACGUCAUGCAGAAGCGUUACGCCAUCUGCUCUGCUCUGGCUGCCUCUGCCCUGCCAGCUCUGGUCAUGUCUAAAGGCCACCGCAUUGAGGAGAUUCCAGAACUUCCUCUGGUUGUUGAGGACAAGGUUGAGGGCUACAAGAAAACCAAGGAAGCUGUUCUCCUCCUGAAGAAGCUUAAAGCUUGGAAUGACAUCAAAAAGGUUUACGCCUCCCAGCGCAUGCGGGCCGGGAAGGGCAAGAUGAGGAAUCGCCGCCGCAUCCAGCGCAGGGGACCCUGCAUCAUCUACAACGAGGACAACGGCAUCAUCAGAGCUUUCCGGAAUAUCCCAGGAAUCACUCUGCUGAACGUGAACAAGCUGAACCUGCUGCGCCUCGCUCCCGGGGGCCACGUGGGGCGUUUCUGCAUCUGGACCGAGAGCGCCUUCCGCAAGCUGGACGAUCUGUACGGCACCUGGCGCAAGGCGGCCACGCUCAAGAGCGACUACAACCUGCCAAUGCACAAGAUGACCAAUACGGAUAUUGGAAGAAUCAUGAGAAGCCAGGAAAUCCAGAAGGCCCUGCGUGCUCCAAAGAAGAAGAUUCAGCGCAGGGUCCUGAAGAAGAACCCGCUGAAGAACCUGAGAAUCAUGAUCAAGUUGAACCCGUACGCCAAAACCAUGCGGCGCAACACCAUCCUGCGGCACGCGCAGAACCACAAACUCAAGGAAGAGAAGAAAGCCAAGGCCCAGGAGAAGCUGGCAGCCAAGGCCCCGGCUGCACCCAAGGCAGAGCCCGCUGCCAAGAAGGCCAAGACAGCCAAGGCGGCCAAGCCCGCGGCGAAGGCCAAGGCCGAGGCGUAACCGCGGCCGUGCUGCCCCGCGGUCCCCGCGGGGGCUGUGCCCGCGGUCUGUCCCUAAUAAAGGCUGUUGGAACACA
This is a messenger RNA of Pyrgilauda ruficollis (rufous-necked snowfinch), 1410 nucleotides long. It is a transcript of the gene RPL4, whose product is annotated as ribosomal protein L4. Bases 150 to 1334 code for a protein of 394 amino acids. Gene Ontology annotation, cellular component: cytosolic large ribosomal subunit; ribosome. Lineage: Eukaryota; Metazoa; Chordata; Aves; Passeriformes; Passeridae. The transcript has 10 exons. Gene Ontology annotation, biological process: translation. The record is from RefSeq and is a predicted model, not a curated record. Gene Ontology annotation, molecular function: structural constituent of ribosome; RNA binding.